AUGUCCAGAUCCGGAGUACGGAGUAUUGCCGCGUCUCCCAGCUACCACCGCCACCACUUCCCAAAAAUCGCUGUCAAAUCCACCUCGCAUUGUGCACAGUACUUGUCUGCGCAUCGAUCGCCAGAAUCCUUUGGCCAACGACCCACGAUCAACCCUGCUGUCCUUGACUCGGACGACCUCUGUCGCAGCGGCCAAACACCGUCAGCAUCGCCAGCACCCAUCAUCAGCACUCCCCGCCGUAAUAAUAUGGCGCGCCCAACUGGUCUCAUUGCCUCCAAGGGCAUUGAACUGCUCACCUGGAGCACUCCCAACGGAUACAAGGCUAGCAUCCUCCUUGAAGAGUUGAAGGAGGCCUACGGGCUUCAGUAUACGUCCCAGGGUAUCAACAUCGGCCAGAAUAUUCAAAAGGAGCCCUGGUUCACGGCCAUUAACCCGAAUGGUCGCAUUCCCGCCAUUGUCGACCAUGACCACGGGGAUUUGGCUGUUUUUGAGGGCAAUGCAAUCUUGUCGUACCUGUCUCGCCGAUAUGAUACGGAGAGACGCUUUUCUUUUGCCCCAGACGAUGAUGACUACACACGUGCAGAGUCUUGGAUAGGGUGGCAGCACGGUGGUCUGGGUCCCAUGCAGGGGCAAGCCAACCACUUUGUACGAUUCGCCAAGGAGAAGAUUGCCUACGGAAUGCAGCGCUAUGUUGGUGAAACGGAACGGCUGUACGGCAUCCUCGACGCUCGCCUCAAGGACCGGGACUUCGUCGUAGGCCCGGGACGGGGCAAGUAUAGCAUCGCCGACAUUGCUCUCUUGGGGUGGGUCAACGCCGUCCGAGGCACAACCAUUUCCAUUGAUCAGUUCCCGUCUGUCAAGGCAUGGUUGGCACGUUGCUGGGAGCGUCCCGCUGUGCAAAGGGGCUUCCAGAUUCCCUCUGCACCGGCGUCCUCAGCCCUCACGCCCCAGGUAGGCGAGGCUGCCGAACAGACCAAGGAGCUUAAGCAAUUGGUCGAUGAGGCCAAGAAGCAAUAUGGCUACGUCUAUUCGUCGCCAUAA
This is a messenger RNA of Metarhizium acridum CQMa 102, 1041 nucleotides long. The record is from RefSeq and is a predicted model, not a curated record. NCBI's taxonomy places the organism in Eukaryota, Fungi, Ascomycota, Sordariomycetes, Hypocreales, Clavicipitaceae.